Molecule: messenger RNA, 2043 nt
Organism: Zonotrichia leucophrys gambelii
Lineage: Eukaryota; Metazoa; Chordata; Aves; Passeriformes; Passerellidae
Gene: CLEC14A
Product: C-type lectin domain containing 14A
Biological process (GO): cell migration
Cellular component (GO): external side of plasma membrane; extracellular matrix
Molecular function (GO): extracellular matrix binding; extracellular matrix protein binding
Source: RefSeq, a predicted model, not a curated record
AUGCCAAGGUCAGCCACGGCUCCCGACACGUUUCCUCCGGCAGCCGGGGAGGGCCAUGGCAGCGGGGUCGGCGCUGGAGAGCGACGGCGCGGGCUGCAGAGGCCAGCCCAAGCCGGGGCCGAACGCCAGCACAGCCGCAGGGGCCCCGCGCCCCUCAGCCCGCCGCGUCCCGCCGCCGGCAUGAGGCGGGCCGGGCCCUGGUGCCUGCUCCUGGCUGCGGCCUGCGCCCUGGGCCGGAGCCCGCCGCCCCCGCGGGCCGCCGUGCGCUGCCUGGCCGCCGGCGCCUGCUUCAGCGCCCACCUCGCCAACGUCUCGUACGCCGAGGCCCGCGGCGCCUGCGACCAGCGGCGGGGCAGCCUCGCCUGGGUCACCGGCGAGCAGGAGCUGGACCUGCUGCUGGACCUGCUGGCAAACGCGGCGGUGCCCGCGCCCGCAGUGUUCUGGGUCGGGCUGAAAAGGAGCGCGUCCGCCUGCACCCACAACGAGCAGCCGCUCCGCGGCUUCUCCUGGGAGGGCGUCGGGGGUGGGACGGCCCCGCAGGAGGUGCCGGCUGCGCUCGGCCAGUGGUGGCAGGAGCCCCUGCCGUCGUGCCUCACCGCCCGCUGCGCUGGGCUGCACCUGGCUCCUGAGCCUGAGGACGACCGCAGAUGGGGCUGGAAGGAGCAGGUCUGCCGGCUGAAAAGCCCGGGCUACCUCUGCAAGUACCAGUACGAGGGUGCCUGCCCCGACCUCCGUCCCGCGGGCGCCCUUGAGUUCGGCUAUCGGCUCCCCUUCGAGGAGCACAGCGGCGGCCCCGGUUUCAGCCCACCGGGCACCGUGCUGACAGUGGCGUGUCCCGGCGGGGAGGUGCAGCUCACCUGCCAGCCCGAGCCGGGCGGCUUCGCCUGGAAGGCGGCAGAGAAGCCCCUCUGCCCCUGCCUCUUCGGCCGCACGACCCCCGACAGCGGGCGGUGCGCCGAGGCCGCCGGGUGCCGCGAUGCCGCCGGCGGCUUCGCCUGUGCCUGCAUCCCGGGCGGCCCGGACGGAACUCCCUGCCCGGGCACGGGGCCGGGCCCCACCACUACAGGUGGCCCCGCCGAACCGUCGGGUGCCAGGGCGGAGGGGCAGCGUCCUUCUAUCCCGACACCCGGUGGUUCCACGGAGCCGCCCGCCACGGCCGCCGCCGGCGGAGAGAAGACAGCUGCUCCGCCGCCUUCCUCCUCCUCCUCCUCCUCCUCUUCUUCCAACUACGUUUUCAUCCUGGUGACGGUCGCUGUGGUGGUGCUGGUCAUCCUGGUCAUGACCGUCCUGGGGGUGUUCAAAAUCUGCUUUAACAAGAAGUCCGAGGGCCGCGGGGACAAGGAGCCGCCGGAGGCCGGCAGCAAGGCGGAGGCAGGCUCCGCGGACCCCGGCGGAGCAGCGGGCGGCGAAUAGCCCCGGACCGCCGAGGCCGCGUCCCUCGGGGCUGCCCCGAGCGGCAGCUGCCACCCGGGCCAGCGCUCGGCUGCCCACGUCCCCCUGCCCCAGCCCUGCUGCCGCGGGACUUCGCUGAGCAGGGCUUGGACAUCAUCAAACGCAGGAGCGCACAGCGGUGUUCUUUUGAGGGGAUUGAAGUCUUUGGACAGCCGGAGUUUUUGUCGGUCUGAAAAACAGUUAUUUCGGUGCUGAUUUCACUAAAAUAUAAAUAGAUCAGCCUGGCCGACAGAGCGAUUGCAGCUGCAACAAUUGUGCAUUUUUAUCCUCUCAGAAGCUGUUCGUCUGGUGCCUUACUUGGAGCAAGCGUAAAGUGGGCCACUUUGAGCACUUGCAUCUUGUAAUUUAGAAUUCGCUCCUUGCAUGAGUGGUACUUGGAGGCUCUCGUUUUCAAUCUAAUUGCUGGAACUUUUGGAGAGGUGAACUGCCAUAAUUUUGGGUGAAACUGCAACCCAUGUGCUUUCAUACUGACAUUCUUAAAAAAUGAAAGAGCAUUUCUAUACUUAGAAAGUCAUUAAACUGCUGAGGAAGCGAGAGGUUAAUGGGGAGUCAGUUUUAUACUUCAGCUGAUGAAAAGAAUAAAGGAUGAUG